Molecule: messenger RNA, 3882 nt
Organism: Sinocyclocheilus rhinocerous
Lineage: Eukaryota; Metazoa; Chordata; Actinopteri; Cypriniformes; Cyprinidae
Product: SLIT-ROBO Rho GTPase-activating protein 3-like
Exons: 21
Coding region: 478-3612 (1044 amino acids)
Biological process (GO): signal transduction
Molecular function (GO): protein binding
Source: RefSeq, a predicted model, not a curated record
UGUUUUUUGCUUUGCCGCUGAGAUUCUAAUGCAACGGAGCCCAAUCAAACUCAGAUUAUGCCAUCUCCCAUCUCUUCCUCCCAGAGCACGCGGACCUGAGGACCACAUAAACGGCAUGGGCACAACGCCGCAUCGUUCAUACCGAAACCUCUUCUUGUAGACAGGAAUUGUAUUUUCUUCAGUCACUUCAGAUGGCAGAUCUUGAGCAAGGAGGAGCAGCCUCUCCCCGAGCCCAGCAGCUCUUCUGAACGCGAGGGAUCUGAGAAAGCGCAGGUGUGCCCGGGGUGCUUCCAGCUGCCCUUGUGCUUAUUCUUUCCGCAGAGGAAAGUAUCAGGAUUACCAGCAGAUGUAAAUUGAAGGACACUUCUGAUAGGCACUGGUGAGGAAGAAGGGGGAAAAAAGCUGGAAACGGAGAGUCGGGAGCUCGCGCGCAAGGCUCAACAUAUCACUGGAUUCUACAUUUAUACCUCAAGAAAAAUGUCAUCUCAGACGAAGAUCAAGAAGGACAAGGAGAUCAUUGCGGAGUAUGAAACGCAAGUGAAAGAGAUCCGUAAUCAGUUGGUGGAGCAGUUCAAGUGCCUGGAGCAGCAAUCAGAGGCUCGGAUCCAGCUGUUGCAGGACCUGCAGGAGUUUUUUCGGCGCAAAGCCGAGAUUCAACUGGAGUAUUCUCGCAGUCUGGAGAAACUGGCUGAAAGGUUCUCAUCAAAGAUUCGCGGCCCAAGGAAAGAACAACACCUCCUCUCUUCAGUAAACUGCUGGUAUCUGGUUUUGAACCAGACUCGAAGAGAAAGCAGAGAUCAUGCCACACUUAAUGACAUCUACAUUAAUAAUGUCAUUGUUCGCCUGGCUCAGAUCAGCGAGGACGUCAUCCGGCUCUUCAAAAAGAGUAAAGAAAUUGGCAUUCAGAUGCACGAGGAGCUGGUGAAAGUGACAAACGAGCUGUAUACUGUGAUGAAGACGUAUCACAUUUACCACACGGAGAGCAUCAGUGCAGAAAGCAAACUGAAGGAGGCCGAGAAACAAGAAGAGAAGCAGUUUAGCAAAUCUGGAGACCUCAAUGUCAACCUCUUGCGCCACGAGGACCGACCCCAGCGCCGCAGCUCGGUCAGGAAGAUUGAGAAGAUGAAGGAGAAGAGGCAAGCCAAGUACUCCGAGAACAAACUGAAAUGCACAAAAGCCCGCAACGACUAUUUAUUGAACCUGGCAGCCACCAACGCCGUCGUGGCGAAAUAUUACAUCCACGAUGUUUCGGAUAUGAUUGAUUGCUGUGACCUCGGGUAUCAUGCUAGCUUGGCACGCACGUUAAGGACGUAUCUGUCUGCUGAGUACAACCUGGAGACCUCUCGCCAUGAGGGUCUGGAUAUCAUUGAGAACGCUGUGGACAACCUGGACCCUCGUAGCGACAAGCACAAGAUCAUGGACAUGUACAAUCAGGUCUUUUGCCCACCCAUGCGCUUUGAGUUUCUGCCGCACAUGGGAGAUGAGGUGUGCCAGGUGAGUGCCCAGCAGCCAGUCCAGACCGAACUUCUGAUGCGUUACCACCAGCUGCAGUCCCGCUUGGCCACGCUCAAGAUUGAGAAUGAGGAGGUGCGCAAGACCCUGGAUGCCACCAUGCAGACGUUACAAGACAUGCUGACAGUGGAGGACUUUGAUGUUUCAGAUGCCUUCCAGCACAGCCGAUCCACGGAGUCCAUCAAAUCAGUGGCUUCCGAGAGUUACAUGAGCAAAUUAAACAUUGCUAAGAGACGAGCCAAUCAGCAGGAGACGGAAGUCUUCUACUUCACUAAAUUCAAGGAGUACCUGAACGGCAGUAACCUCAUCAUUAAGCUGCAGGCCAAGCAUGACCUGCUGAAACAGACUCUGGGGGAAGGAGAAAGAGCUGAUUGUGGAACUACAAGGGGAAGACGGAAUGCUCGUACCCGCAAUCAGGACUCAGGUCAACCCAUUCCUCUGGUGGUGGAGAGCUGUAUUCGAUACAUUAAUCUAUAUGGGCUGCAGCAACAAGGCAUAUUCCGAGUUCCUGGAUCUCAGGUGGAAGUCAACGAUAUUAAAAAUUCAUUUGAAAGAGGUGAGGACCCACUGGUUGAUGAUCAGAGCGAUCAUGACAUCAACUCUGUGGCUGGUGUUCUCAAGCUGUAUUUCAGAGGGCUGGAGAACCCUCUUUUCCCCAAGGAGCGCUUCCUGGAUUUGAUCUCCACCAUCAAACUUUUUUACUGUCUCUUCAUCUCUAGUCUGUCCCAGUACAGUGAUGAGAACAUGAUGGACUCAUAUAACCUUGCCAUCUGUUUUGGACCCACUCUGAUGCCCAUCCCGGAUGGUCAGGACCCUGUGGCCUGUCAGGCUCAUGUUAAUGAGGUCAUCAAGACCAUCAUCGUCCACCACGAGGUCAUCUUCCCCAGCCCACGUGAGCUGGAUGGCCCUGUCUAUGAGAAAUGUAUGACUGGAGGAGAGGAGUACUGUGACAGUCCUCACAGUGAACCAGGCACCAUUGAUGAAGUGGACAACUGCACCGAACCACACACGAGCGAUGAUGAGGUUGAGCAGAUCGAAGCUAUUGCAAAGUUUGAUUACAUGGGUCGGACUCCUCGAGAGCUGUCCUUCAAAAAAGGUGCAUCCCUUUUGCUGUAUCAUCGUGCAUCUGAGGACUGGUGGGAGGGCCGACACAACGGGGUUGACGGACUCAUACCUCACCAGUAUAUAGUAGUACAAGACUUGGAUGAUGCGUUCUCUGAUAGUCUGAGUCAGAAGGCUGACAGCGAGGCCAGCAGUGGACCUUUACUGGACGAUAAAGCCUCAUCCAAAAACGAUCUGCAGUCCCCGUGUGAACCUUCGCCUGAUUACAACUUCGGCGGGGUCAUGGGCCGGGUUAGGUUGCGUUCGGAUGGGUCUGCCAUUCCUCGACGCCGCAGUGGCACCGACUCUCACAGUCCUCCCCGAGACACACCGCCGCGGGCCACCGCCUACGCCAGCAGCCCCCACAAGGUGGCGGUCAGUAGAGGCCACAUAGAGAGUCCUGAGAAGAGACGUUUGGGAACCUUUGGCAGUGCAGGCAGCAUUAACUACCCUGAGAGAAAGGUCUAUCCUGAGGGUCACCCGCUCAGGCCUUUGCCAGGAGCAACAAGACAUAGCAGCCUAGGAGACCACAAGUCCUUGGAGGCUGAGGCUUUAGCAGAGGAUAUUGAGAAGACAAUGAACACCGCACUUCAUGAGCUCCGUGAAUUGGAACGCCAAAACACAGCCAAACAAGCUCCCGACGUUGUUCUGGAUACGUUAGAACCGCUCAAGAACCCUGUGAGCUCAGAGCCAGCGAGCCCCUUACACACCAUCAUGAUCCGAGACCCGGACGCGGCCCUGAGACGCAGCAGCAGCUCCACUACGGAGAUGAUGACCACCUUUAAACCGGCGCUGUCCGCCAGAUUGGCCGGAGCCCAGCUCAGACCUCCACCUAUGAGACCCAUGCGACCCCCGCCCACGCAGCACCGCUCCAGCAGCUCAAGCUCCUCUGGGGUGGGAAGCCCUGCCGUGACCCCCACAGAGAAGAUCUUUUCAAACAACGCGAGCAACGCUGCAGCUUCCUCCACCAACUCUGGCGAGAACCCCGGGACCAUGUAGCAGCAGCAGCAGGCCCGUGGUGCGCUGGUGAGGGCUAGAUGCUCAUUCCAGGAAGGAAGUUCAGGAGUGCUAUUUCGUUUCUGAAUUGAUUUUUUGAGCCUUUGAGAGUUCUAGAAAUGCAGCUGAGCUGUGGCCUAGUGGUUUGACGUGUUGAGCCUGGUUGCGGAUGAUGUGAGUCGAGUCUGGCUCAGGUGAUUUUCCCAUUCCAUUCCGUUGUUCUCAUCAUUUCCUGCCCUCUCUGUGGGAAAAAAAAUGACAAAAAAAAUACAA